ACUCUCCUUGGCAGUCAGAUUUCUCCCUGAAGGCCUAAAACCCCUUAUUUUGCUUAUUGAAAACCCUGUUCCCGAGCUGGCUGCCGAGAAGCAAUGGAGCCCGAAUUCGGAGAGUAUCGCCUGAGCUGCGAACUGCGGGGUCACGAAGACGAUAGCAGCAUCGACUACAUGCCCAUCUUUAGAAAUUUGGAAUUUUAUUUCCUAUGCUGUCAGCAGGAUGUACUUGUAAAUGAAGGAAAUGAUUUAUGUGGGUUCUUUGAAACUGUAACAUUGAUAUGCAAGAGUGGUGAGAUUCAUGCCUAUUGGCUUAUUAUUUGCAAUAAUUUGGCUUGUACAGGUUCAAGUGACUCAACUUUGAAACUUUGGAGAGGGAAGACUUGUCUGCACACUUUUGUCGGGCACACAGAUACCGUUCGAGGUUUAGCUGUGAUGCCUGGUUUAGGAAUUCUUUCUGCAUCACAUGAUGGUUCGAUCAGAUUGUGGGCCAUUACAGGUCAGAUUUUGAUGGAGAUGGUUGGUCAUACUUCGAUUGUCUAUUCUGUGGAUGCGCAUGUUUCUGGGCUUAUUGUUAGUGGCAGCGAAGAUUGUUUUUCCAAAAUAUGGAAAGAGUGGAUUACUGGAUUUGGCCGUUCUGUAAUUCGCCGUUGCCUGGGGGGGGGGGUCUGGGAUGUGAAAUUUUUGAAAAAUGGUGACAUUGUGACAGCAUGUUCUGAUGGAAUUGUACGGAUUUGGACAGUACAUAAAGAUAGGAUUGCCGAUUCUGUAGGGCUUGAAGAAUAUGCUUCCCAGCUUUCGCAGUACAAGUGCAGCAGGAAAAGGGUUGGUGGAUUGAAAUUGGAAGAGUUACCUGGUCUAGAGGCUUUGCAAGUGCCAGGGACCAGUGAUGGGCAAACAAAAGUUGUGAGAGAAGGGGACAAUGGUGUUGCUUAUUCGUGGAAUUUGAAAGAACAGAAGUGGGACAAAAUAGGUGAAGUUGUUGAUGGACCUGAAGACAGCAUGAAAAGUGCAAUUCUUGAUGGGGUUAAGUAUGAUUAUGUGUUUGAUGUUGAUAUUGGAGAUGGUGAGCCUAUACGUAAAUUGCCUUACAACAGAUCAGAUAACCCUUACGCAACGGCUGACAAGUGGCUAGUCAAGGAGAAUCUUCCACUUUCUUAUCGUCAACAAAUUGUAGAGUUUAUCCUGCAAAAUACUGGGCAGAGGGACUUUACACUUGAUACAUCUUUUCGUGAUCCUUACACUGGCUCUUCUGCUUAUAUUCCCGGAGGGCCGUCCGUUACUUCAGGUGCUUCAGCGAAGCCUGUUCUUAAACAUAUUCCUAAGAAAGGAAUGCUUGUCUUUGAUGCAGCCCAGUUUGAAGGGAUUCUCAAAAAGAUUGCUGAGUUCAACAAUGUUCUAAUGUCGGAACCGGGGCAAAAUUCAUUGUCAAUAACUGAGCUUGAGCUCUCAAGGUUGACUUCGGUUGUUAAGAUAUUAAAGGACACAUCACACUAUCAUUGUAGUAAAUUUGCUGAUGCUGACAUUGCUUUGCUGCUGAAGUUAUUGAAGUCAUGGCCAGUUGCACUGAUGUUUCCAGUGAUUGAUAUUUUAAGAAUGGUCAUCCUGCAUCCUGAUGGCGCAGAUUUACUUUUUAUGCAUACGAAAGACCAAAAUGAUGUGUUGGUGGAGAUUAUUAAGAAAGUUACCGUGAUCCCUCCACUGCCUGCAAAUAUUUUGACUGCCAUUCGUGCUGUGACAAAUCUCUUUAAGCAUUCCUGCUUUUAUCCAUGGUUACAAAUCCAUCGCAGUGAGGUUCUUGAUGCAUUUUCAGGUUGCUGUUCAUCUUCCAACAAGAAUAUUCAAUUGUCUUUUUCCACUUUGGUACUCAAUUAUGCUGUGCUUUUGAUUGAUAAAAAGGACCAAGAAGGCCAAUCUCAUGUUCUUUCAGCUGCCCUUGAAAUUGCAGAAGAGAAAAAUCAAGAUGUUGACUCAAAAUUCCGUGUUCUCGUAGCCAUCGGAUCACUGAUGCUCGAGGAUUCCAUGAAAAGAAUAGCAAUGGACUUUGAUGUUCAAAGCAUCGCUAAAAUAGCAAAGGAUUCAAAGGAGGCAAAGAUUGCUGAAAUCGGAGCAGACAUUGAACUCUUACUGAAACAGAGUUAAAACUGCCCAGCAUUUCCCAGGGUGGUAUAUCAAGCUAGGUUAUUUAUUGAUGGGACCAAUGAACUCUAUACCAUGAUUGAAUCUUCGUUCCCAAACCGAGAAUGACUCUUUAUGAACACUAUAACCUCUGUUGCCCCAUUAACGAUGUAAUCAUUGGGGAGAACUCACUAAGUAGAUUGAUGUUACUUCAAAAGUAGCUGCUUCAGCUUCAGGCACUAGAAUUUUCAAUAUUCCUUUUUGUUUCUCAUCAAAUGAAUGGCAUCUUCUUCCAGAAAUCCUAGCUAUUCUAAGCAUUAUAUUGGUUAAUUCCAGCAAUACGAACAUAUUUUAAGUAAUUGUCACCCUGUCAGACCAUAAUGAAAAUGCAAUUUUUUUUUUUUUCUUCAAGAA
Molecule: messenger RNA, 2526 nt
Organism: Macadamia integrifolia
Lineage: Eukaryota; Viridiplantae; Streptophyta; Magnoliopsida; Proteales; Proteaceae
Product: phospholipase A-2-activating protein
Exons: 23
Coding region: 94-2136 (680 amino acids)
Biological process (GO): proteasome-mediated ubiquitin-dependent protein catabolic process; ubiquitin recycling
Cellular component (GO): nucleus; cytoplasm
Molecular function (GO): ubiquitin binding
Source: RefSeq, a predicted model, not a curated record